This is a messenger RNA of Thalassophryne amazonica, 1715 nucleotides long. RefSeq names its product myopalladin-like. The transcript is spliced from 6 exons. Lineage: Eukaryota; Metazoa; Chordata; Actinopteri; Batrachoidiformes; Batrachoididae. The coding region runs from base 33 to 1715 and encodes 560 amino acids. Gene Ontology annotation, molecular function: protein kinase activity. The record is from RefSeq and is a predicted model, not a curated record.
GGGGCCAGCUGGAUUUUUUUUUUCUGCAGAGUAUGGAACAGAACAGCGCUGAGUCUCCUUCACUGUCUCAGCUCUUCAGGGACAGCUACCUGGCUGAGGCCAGAGCCCCGCAGCGCCACAGCGAGACGAGUCUCUCCGACUCUUCUUCAUCACGCCUUCUGCUCUACGGCUCACUCAAAGGCAAAGCUGAAGACACCGUUUGCCGCAAUGACCCACAAUUCCCAGAUCUGUCGGCAUUCCUCAGUCAAGAGGAGCUGGAUAAGAGUGUCAACCUGGCUCGUCAGGCCAUUGGACACGAGCCUCGUGAUGAGAGGGUAGGGGUCCCACCCCCUCUAAAGUCUUUACACAACCCCUUCGCAGUGCCCUCCACCAUUUCCUCAUUGCCAGUUACAUUUUCUGCACCCACGUCUUUCCCGUUUAACCCGUCUCCUGCCGUGUUUGCUGCUACCUCCACACCUUCCUUCACUCAACAAGUGCCUGAUUUCAGUGGACUGCCGGCAACACACACGUCAUCCUCAGAGGAGCGAAAGAUGUGCAAAUCCUCCUCACGACAGGACGGCGUGAUAAGAACCAUCAGGGACUCCGGUGAAGGUUACAAUGACUUAAACAGGCCAACAAGGAAUGCCCCAUAUGGACUAGAAACCCAGUCCAAGAAAGAGUUCCUCAACAAGGCCGCAGAUUUCAUUGAGGAGCUGUCCUCUCUCUUCAAAGCCAACACCUCCAAACGAGUACGGUCAAGAGUGUGCAAAGCCCACAGGAGUCAGGUCCAGAGCCACAAUGACGGGAUAGUCUAUGGCCUCAGCCCGGACAACAAGGAGCAUGCUGUCAUGUCCCGAGAGGUGGAGAGGGAGAGACCCAUCCCUGCUGUUAGCCACCAACCAGAGGUCCUGCUGGACUCUGGGACUGGACACGUGGAGUUUCAGGACUGCAGGAUUAAUGAGGAGCAGCAGUAUGAUUCAGUUUCCCAGGAGGCUGAAGAGCCUGAAAGCUCUGCCUUGAAGGAUACGCUCUUUCCAGCAGAGCCUGUGAGUGGACCUCCUCAUUUCACCCAAAAACUGAAAAGCAGGGAGGUUCCAGAGGGCAGCAAGGUCCAGUUAGACUGCAUUGUUCAAGGAUUCCCGGCACCUGAAGUCCGGUGGUUUUGUGAAGGCAAGGAGCUGGAGAACAGUCCUGACAUUCAGAUCAUCGCCAAUGAUGAGCUGCACUCUCUAAUCAUCACAGAGGCAUUUGAAGAAGACACCGGGCGCUACUCCUGCUUUGCAUCAAACUGCUAUGGAACGGAUUCAACGUCUGCUGAGAUCUACAUUGAAGGCGCCUCCUCUUCAGACUCUGAUGGAGAACAGCGCACAGAACGUGUAGCCCAGCUGCCGUGGAAACUGACAAAGCCAGUUCCAUCUUGUCCUCCGCUGUCAAAGUGUGAAGUGAAACACUCCAUCCCACCACAGCCUACAGCAGCUACUGAAGAACUAGCAUCAAAGCUUUCCUCACUACCCCCCGAAGUCCCAGAACCUCCUCCGUUGGUCACCACACAUCCAGACCAGGAACUCUCUCAAGCAUCAGCCACAGCGCACCGAUCUCAGGAGACACCUGUGAUACCUGUCCAGGAGUUUCCUACGGUGCCAACAGGUUGUCUUAAGGACACCUCUGAGGUGUUGAAGACCAUCUCUUCAACACCACAAGUAAAACCUCCAGCUGUAACCAUCAAGAAGAGGUGA